AUGGUAUAUGUACUAAAAAUUAUCCAAAGAUGGAGAUUUAGUCAAAUCCUCCCACAAUUCUCUCAUUCAUCCACUUUCCCUUUUCUAACGCUUUUCCUUUCCUUCUUUAACUCCUUCAAAACAUCUAUCUAUAUCUAUCUCAUUUGUAAACAAGAAAACUAUAUUUUAAUUUUGACAUUUGAACAUCACCUAUUUUAUCUUGUUUGUUUACUACAUUUUGCAUUGAAGAUGGCUUCUCAAAAGGAAAGAGAAACCCAUGUUUACAUGGCCAAGCUUGCUGAGCAAGCUGAGCGUUACGAUGAGAUGGUUGAGAGUAUGAAGAAUGUUGCAAAACUUGAUGUGGAAUUGACAGUGGAGGAAAGGAACUUGCUUUCUGUUGGCUACAAGAACGUCAUUGGAGCUCGAAGAGCUUCAUGGCGUAUUAUGUCUUCCAUUGAACAGAAAGAAGAGUCGAAAGGGAAUGAGCAAAAUGUCAGGCUGAUAAAAGGCUAUCGUCAAAAGGUCGAGGAAGAGCUCUCCAAGAUUUGCUCUGAUAUUCUUGAAAUUAUUGAUAAACAUCUCAUUCCAUCUGCUGGCACUGGUGAAGCUACUGUCUUCUAUUACAAAAUGAAAGGUGACUAUUUUCGUUACCUCGCUGAGUUCAAGACUGAUUUAGAAAGGAAAGAGGCUUCUGAACAAUCAUGGAAGGGCUAUGAGGUUGCUACUGCCACUGCAAACACUGAUCUCUCUUCAACUCAUCCGAUUCGGCUUGGUCUUGCUUUGAACUUCUCUGUUUUCUACUAUGAGAUCAAGAACUCUCCUGAAAGGGCAUGUUACUUGGCUAAACAAGCUUUUGAUGAGGCAAUUGCAGAGUUAGACACUUUAAGUGAGGAAUCAUACAAGGACAGUACCUUAAUUAUGCAGCUCUUGAGAGACAACCUCACUCUAUGGACUUCUGAUUUGCCUGAAGAUGGAGGUGAAGAGAAUGUGAAGACUGAUGAACCAAAAGCUGUUGAACCAAAAUCUGCUGAUGCAAAAUCUGCUGAAGCAAAAUCUACGGAGGCAAAAUCUGUUGAACCUGAAGAGGCAUCAAAAGAUAAACAAUAGUCGAUACGCG
Molecule: messenger RNA, 1096 nt
Organism: Solanum stenotomum
Lineage: Eukaryota; Viridiplantae; Streptophyta; Magnoliopsida; Solanales; Solanaceae
Product: 14-3-3-like protein GF14 iota
Biological process (GO): signal transduction
Cellular component (GO): cytoplasm
Source: RefSeq, a predicted model, not a curated record